Messenger RNA from Tachyglossus aculeatus (Australian echidna), 1113 nucleotides. RefSeq names its product ficolin-2-like. The transcript has 9 exons. Bases 33 to 1001 code for a protein of 322 amino acids. NCBI's taxonomy places the organism in Eukaryota, Metazoa, Chordata, Mammalia, Monotremata, Tachyglossidae. The record is from RefSeq and is a predicted model, not a curated record.
UGGCAGUUGCCAACCCAGGACCAGUGCCAGGCAUGGGGAAUGCUGCUCAGCAAGCCCUGCUCGCUGCCCUCUGGGUGACCAGCACCAUCGCUCGGGCUGAAGUCGAGAGCAAGUGUCCAGAGGUGACGGUCGUGGGCAUUGGGGAUUCUGACAGACUCAGCAUCCUCCGAGGCUGCCCCGGACUUCCUGGACCCUCUGGCCUCAGAGGGGAACCCGGGCUGGCUGGACUCAGAGGCGGGAGUGGUCCUCCGGGUAUCCCUGGGAAGGUGGGACCAGCCGGCAUCAAAGGGGAGAAAGGAGACCCCGGGAUGCCAGCUACCUUUGACACAGAAGACCUGGACAAUCUCCUGGCUCAGAAGGGAGCCAGAAACUGCUGGGAGCUGCAGGCCAAGGGCACACUGCUGAGUGGCUGGUAUACCAUCUACCCCGUUGGCUGCGGGCCUCUGACCGUGCUGUGUGACAUGGACACCGACGGCGGUGGCUGGACGGUGUUCCAGAGACGGGUGGACGGCUCUGUGGAUUUCUAUCGGGACUGGGCAACCUACAAGAAGGGCUUUGGCAGCCAGCUGGCCGGCUUCUGGCUGGGCAACGACAACAUCCACUGCCUGACCGCUCAGAGGAACAAUGAACUCCGCGUCGACCUCAGGGAUUUUGACAACAUCCAUUACUUUGCCAAGUACCGUUCCUUCGAGCUAGGGGGAGAGACGGACAACUACAGGUUGACCGUGGGAGAGUUCGCGGAUGGCGACGCAGGGGAUUCUCUGAGCUAUCACAAGAACAGAUCAUUCACCACCAGAGAUCGGGACAACGAUGAAUACAGCACCAACUGCGCUGAGGUGUUCAAAGGGGCCUGGUGGUAUGGAAGUUGCCACAAAUCCAACCUGAACGGGCAGUAUUUCCUUGGGUCUCACUCGAGCUACGCUGACGGCAUCAACUGGGAGAGUGGUAAAGGGCAGCAUUAUUCCUACAAACUCUCAGAAAUGAAGUUCAGGCCCGUUUAGCCCUGAAGGCCCGAGGAUCCUGAAUCAAAGAAAAUGGCCCGCUAGAGUGUCAGCCCUUUGUGGGCAGGGAUCUUGUCGACCAACCCUACCGUGGUCUCCCAAGAGCUUAGUA